ACUAGCACGGCUACAUUACAAGGCGAUAGCUGGGGAAGAAGAUAGCAACUGGUAUAACUAGACGUUGGAUUAAAACAAAGAAGCGAAGAAAUGGAAUAAUAAAGUCUUGUGGUAUCGUAAAUUUAUGUGAAUAGAGUCUGUCGAUCUUCCAUCGUCGAUUAGUUGUACGUUUUGACUCUUCAAAUUACGUUAUAUUCAAAAUGCGACUUACAGUCUGUUAGCUGCAACUGAUAGAAUACUGAGUCGAUGCAUGCAGUUGGAACGUACGUUGUAUGAUAUUAAUUGUGACGUUUACUUCUUAUUGUCGGUAUUAUUUAGGCAAAGUAACUGAUGAGGUAUGAUAAAUUGACAAGCUUCUAAUACACGUAUCCUAUAAACAACCUGACAAAACGUUGUCGGCUACAUUGGGAGCUAGCAUUACUCUACGACGACUGUUUUUAACUUAGCCAGCUAGCUAGCAUAUUAGCGCGCGACCUGGCCGUGGACAUUGUUAAUAUACACUGAACAAAAGUGGAAUUAUCGAAACCUGGCUGUUGUUUGUGAGAGUGGACAUUAGUUGUAUGUGGAAACUACUUGGGCGAGGUGAAACUUCUGCUAAAAAAGGGCCUGUCAACACGGCAGUUCUUCUAGUCUGUAUUUACAACUCUGCCAGAGACCACCUAGAAAUGCAUCACCCUGAGUUGGCAGCAGAUUCAGCGAGCGCACGAAAAAUGGCGCAGGCGGCAAAUUGUCCCAGACGGGCUACCGCUAACACUGCUGGUGGAUCUUCUUCUGCGUUGACUCCAUCAUCGGGGGGUGCCAACCUGAGCAGCAACUUAAUGCCGUCAGAUGACUAUAAACCUUCAGCGCUGAUUCAGCCCCUGCCCACUGCCGCGUCCUCACUCGGGACUCCGCACCCUCCUCCCCACAGCCUGAACAUCCACUCGCAGUCCUCGCUUUUGCCCACAGGUGUGCCCUCGUCAGGAGCACAGAUAAAAAAGAAGAGCGGCUUUCAGAUCACCAGCGUUACACCAGCGCAGAUCUCUGUCAGCACAAAUAACAGCAUUACAGAAGACACUGAGAGCUGUGAUGAUCUAGAUGAGUCCCACACAGAGGACCUGUCCUCCUCUGAGAUUUUGGAUGUGUCAUUGUCUCGGGCUAAUGAUGCGGCAGGACCUGAGAGGAGCUCUUCAGAAGACACUCUAAACAACCUACAUGAUGCAGAAACCCCAGGAGCUGUGUCCCCAAAUCAACCACCUUUACUCCCACAAGCCCACAGCACUAUGGUUAAUGGUGCAGUUCACCAUCACCAUCAUCACACCCAUCACCACCAUCAGCUUCAUCCUGCUCCCUCUGGAAGUACUCAUUCUGCUUCAUCAGCCUCAGGUGGGACACAGGCUGGGAUUCCUCUUGGAAGUGUGGUCAUGUCUGCUGUCAGCCCGACCCCUGGAGCUUUACCAAUCGUAGACCAGAAAAUGCCUUUAAAUGUGGGAGGAAUGGCGGAUAAUUCCACUGUUGGCACAGUCGGUGUUGGUCAGCCCUCGAUCGCUGCUGUUCCAGGGAUGUCUGCCGGAAUGGUGCCUGCAGCAUCGGGUGGUACAGUUAGUGUUAAACCCUUAGCAAGCAAUGUUAAUAAUUUAAAUUCCAGUGUGCCUGGUGUGGGUGGCAUAAGUAUAAACAGUAGUGGUGUAGCUCUUCCCACUGGCUUGAAUAAUACCAAUAACCAAAAUGUAAACUUAAUGCGUCAGCAAAGCAGCAGCAUAAGUAGUGCUAUCACUGUAAAUACUGGCACUACAACUUCUGCCAUUAUUGGGUCCUCAGGUGGCACUCAUGUGGGAACAACUGACAUAACUCAACCUUCUUCUGCUGCCCCAGUCUCAAAUGCUCAGCAGGCCCCAGUGCCUGCUCCUCAUACCACCAGCUCACGUUUCCGAGUAGUUAAAUUGGACUCUACUUCAGAGCCAUUCAAGAAAGGCAGAUGGACAUGUACAGAAUAUUAUGACAAAGAAGGUUCUGGUUCCUCUGAAAAUGCACCUGGCACCAGAACAGUGGAAAGUAUCCGCCAAUUUGUACCUGACAGUUUAGAGAGAGAGAUUGUUAGUGUCAGCUCUGCAAAUAGCUCAGUCAGCACUUUAAGCCACUACUCUGAAGGUGUAGCCAGUGGGGAUGUUGUCGGCUCUUCAGGUGUUCAGCAGAGCUUUCCUCCACCUGCUCACAUGCAAGAGUACUCCAUGGCUGCAAAUGUCUCCAAGCCUCAGAUGCAUCCACACAAGGUGGUAAACUCUGCCAACCCAGUGCCAGGUAGCAGUCAGCAGCAGGCUCCAGUCAACAUUGGAGGCUUGCAGACAACAACUGGCCAUUCAUCGCCUGCCGUGCCCCCACAGCAACUGACGUAUACUCAGACAGCACAGCUGCAGCAGCAGAUGGCCUACCCUUCUGCUCCACAGUCAGUUGCAGCAGCCCAGGUAGCCCCAGUUCACGUCACCUCACUAAGCCAAGGAGGUAGUCGGCCAUCUGACUUUACCCAGUCGCCGCAGAUAAUCCAGGUUGCAGCUUCAGGAUCGGCACAAGCCCUGCCCCACCUGUCAACUUCCAUGACAUCUGUGACCUUAACUGGCAAUGGCCAGGUGAUGCCAGGCUCUCAGCCACCAGUGGGGAACAUACCUGCCUCUGUGGCUCAGUCAGUUCCUCAAGGUAUCCUGCAGCCCCAGCAGACCCCGCACAUGGUCCAAGCCCCAGCUGGUGGUGUCAUGCCACAGGUGGCACAGUCCACAGGCCCUGGAGUUGUACAGCAGCCUGCAAAAGGGCCUCUAGUCCCAACACAGCUCUCUGUGGAGCAGCAAACACCUCUCAGCAGCCAAGGCAUAGGAGCUCAGUUUGUUCCUGUAACUUCAAGUUUGCCCACAUCUAAUGUGCCUCUCAGCAUCCAAAGCGACCCUCAGGCCAGUUUGAUCCAGAAUGGCUCCAAGGAUGGUGGAACUGCUGUCAAUGCCCUUUAUGCCACCUUACCCACUUUGGUGGCCACACAGCUCGAAGAUGCUCAACGACUUCUAAGUCAGCACCAGUCCCUGCUUACACUUCCCAAGCUAGCAAGUGGUGAAUGUGUCUCACAAAUCGGCACUGCUGUAGCUUCUGAGGAGAGUGGUGGAGUCAGUGCCUUAACUGCCUCAGCCAGUCUGCUGAAGAACUUGCCUGUGGAUGGAGAAGAUGAUGGUUCUUCGGGUGCCAGUGUUGUGGCCAUAGACAACAAAAUCGAACAAGCAAUGGAUCUAGUGAAGAGUCACUUGAUGUAUGCUGUUCGAGAGGAAGUGGAGGUGCUGAAAGAGCAGAUUAAAGAACUGAUUGAGAGAAACUCUCAGCUGGAGCAGGAAAACAACCUGCUGAAGAAUUUAGCCAGCCCGGAGCAGUUGGCUCAGUUUCAGGCCCAAGUUCAGAGUGGGUCUCCACCAUCGUCCACCCAGGGAGCACAGCAACCAACACUGACGGUGCAGCAGCUCCCUACACAGAACUCUGGACCCUCAGUGUAACAACCAAGUUACCAGCGGAGAGAGAGGAAUGAGUGGUCACCUGAGCUAAGGCAGACUUCACUUAUAGAACACGUAUGCCUCUUUCACAGAGGAUUAUGUCAAAGUUUGCACAUAUUUAAAGUCUAAGAACCUGACAAAGGCUACACUGCAUUGCUGUACACACUGCUGACAGUCCAGUAGGUUGCUGACAUGUUGGAUAUUGCCAAACUCCAUGAAUUGUGACCGUUGGGAGAAAGAAAAUUCGAAGUGGACACAACUCAAUCACUGUGCCUGUGUCUAAAGGAUUUUAAGCGAUGUCAUUUUUCAGUGGUAACUCUGGCUUUGUAAUGGUGUUUCCAUACCUCACUUACUUUUGUAGUGGAAAUGCUGAUCAGUCUUUUUUUAAGACUCCAAAAAGCAAGCACUUUAAAGAUGACAAAUGUGAAAAUUCUUUGUAGAACAACUAAUCAGUGCACCAUUAAGUGGAAGAUGUAUGAGAUGGUGUCUCAAUUAUUUGCAUUAGGGUCAUCAUUAUAACUGGGUGAAUGAAGCGAGUAAAGUUGCCUAGGAUGGGGAGGUAUUGAUUUUUCAGUAUUUAACAUUGAAUUCCUUAUUCGAUCUGUUGCGACGUAAAAGCUGCUGUUUCAGUGCAGUGACUUUCAAGAUUCUGAGGAAAAUGAUGUUGACCUGAGGGAAUGGAUGGAAGAAUGAAUGUGGGCUCAUGUAUAUUCCUGUAUAUUUAGUGUAAGUAAUCUGUAAAAUAGUGAUAUUGUGAGAAACACUAAGAGACACUAUUUAGGUUGUACAAACAGACGGGGUUGUUGGUUUGCCUGAGAUAUUUGACUUUUUUAUGCUGUUAUACAAGAAUGGAGGUUUCAGUCUUGGAAUAUUUACAGACAACUACUCAACUUCCUGGCUGUGUUAACACCUACUGUAAACCUUGUUCACUUGAAGUUAUUUGAAGUAUAUUGCACCCAUGUGAUUUGUUUCUGUUUUUGACAGUGAAGUACUCUGGAGAUCAAACCUUCAACUUAGAUAUUCUGAAUAUCAUUAAUAACUAAUAUGCAUUAUUACUGCAUUAUAUAUAAGUUGUAUGCUUAUGUUGCGUGCAUGUCUCUCAAAACCGGUGAAAAGGUGUAAAAUAGUUCAAUUGCACUUCACAACUCCCAAUAAAACAUUUAAGGAAA
Molecule: messenger RNA, 4672 nt
Organism: Clarias gariepinus (North African catfish)
Lineage: Eukaryota; Metazoa; Chordata; Actinopteri; Siluriformes; Clariidae
Gene: tsc22d1
Product: TSC22 domain family, member 1
Biological process (GO): regulation of transcription by RNA polymerase II
Source: RefSeq, a predicted model, not a curated record